AUGAAGCACGAGGGCAGCCACUUCCACUCGCGCAAGCAGAACGCCCUCUUUGUGUUCAAGAUGCAGGCCCUCCUUCUGAUCGUCAGGGUGGUCGUGCUGGGCGCCGAGGGGGUCGUCACCAUCGAGGACAACGCGAAUGAAGCUCCGGAGUUUACGACGGACAAACCGUCGCAGCUCUGGAGAGAUGUUCUCGGACUCCAGGCAGAGGACGAGAAGGGCGCCAGAGGACCAUUGGGACUACCACGGUUCAUGAGGGAGAACCUGGAGGCCAGCCUCAGUGACAUGAACAUGGAAGAGACCAACCUCAUGCUGGCGUCCUUCAUGCAGCUGCAGUCCCUGGUCAUGGCUCAGGUCUCGGCGCUGAUUCAAGCACGAAUCAGAGAACUGGCGGCCGAAAGACCCAACGAGGCGGAAGAGGACCAGAUGAAAGAAAAGACCAGACACGUCUGUGUGGACAUCCUCCGAGGCUACUUGGCAACCAGGUACGGAACCACACCAGCGUGCAUGGGCGAGAGGGCCAGAAGCUUGGAGGCCCUGAUCGUGGCCUUCGCAGGGCCGGAGAGCGCAGAGGAUGACAUCACGGAAAAGGUGGAGGACGUCAAUUGGGCGAGGCACUGGUGGACCAAGCUACUUCCGGCUAUGCGAGAAGAGGAGGCAAUCCGUGCGGAGAGGUUGGCCAAUGGGUGUGUGGAGGAGUCGGCCGACACGGUGGAGUCCUCACAGGCCGACAAGGAUGGCGACACAGCAUGCAAAAGCACAGAGGUGGACCAAGUGGAUGAAUUGGAAGUGCUUCAGGAAGAUGCCUACCAGCAGAGCUUGGCGGAAGCGGCCCAGCUGCGGGAACACGAGCAGCAUUUUCAGGAGGACCUGGAAGCCGACCUGGACCGCUGGGAGAAGUACCAGGAGUGCCUCAAGGCGGAGAAGGCACAACAGUGGGAUGAUUGGGCUGUGAGUUCAGAGAUGGGCAGAGCGGACCGCAGCCCAGAGUUGCGUCUGCGCAUCAUGGUGCAGCACCACGGCACGUCGCUUCAGGGCUUGCGAGAAGAGGGUGAAGGGCUGUCGUCGGCGGGAAGCCGCGAUGCAGUGGCGAUGGACCUCGCGCCACAGAAGAAGAAGGUGAAGGUGACGCACAUGAAUUUCGUGCCGAGUGAUUUUCCAGACUGGUUGCUAAUGGAGAAUGAUGACUUGAAGCUGCGAGUUGCCUCCGACGGCGAUGCUGGGACCGCAGCAGCAUCCGCUGAGAUGGACAUGCUGAGAGGCAGCUUGGAGAACGCCAUGACCAGCUCUGAGAAUUUGCCUGCAUGCAAGGCCCAGAACCGAGCUUUGGCAACAGAGAUCGAGGCUCGGGAGGGGACCAGCGCUUAUGGGACCCUGGAAGCCCUGCGUUUUGUCAUUCCCGUUGCCUCGCUGCUAGAACUGGUUGACAUCACAGCCCUGGCUUGUUUGGCAGAGCGUAGCUCAAAUGCUUCGAACAUGGAAGAUGUUCAGAUUCAUUUGGUGACCUGUCGCAUCCUGCUUCCUUCCCACGACAUGGCCAUGCAGCUACACAUCACAUUGCUAAGCGGGCAGACGACCUCGCUCCGCCUGCCAGCAGAAGCGCGGCCGAGGGACCUUCGUCGCCAGGCCUCGAGCGACCUCCAGGUUGGAGAAAGCCUGGAAGGGGUGGGUAUUGCAGCCCUUGUCACAGCCUCUGGACAACUGCUGGAUGAAGCCAAACAGACCUUGGUCGAUGCGGGCCUGGCUGAUGGCGAUGCGCUUAGCGCCGUGGUGCGAGAUGCUCGGUUGUGGUCUGGGGUGCUCCAGACUGUGUCGCUUGCAGCUCCCUGGUGCAAGAACAGCUACGAGAUGUUCGCUGCAAACCAAGCGGGGGUGCUGGGUGAAAAUCGGCGGAACGCCUCCGCCACCGCGCCGUUUUCCGAAAUCAGGCGUGUGGUGCCCGGCGCCUCGGACACCACUGGCGCGAUGGCACUGGCAACAGCGCGAGCGACCAUUGCAGACCUACAACAACGUCUGGAUGAGGCCCUGAAGGCUCGCAGUCAGCUGCCACCCGCUGGCCAUCUACAUGAGGGAGAGGUGGCCUCCAGAAUCGAGGAGCUGAUGCGCGAGAACGCACAGCUUCGUCGGCAGGUAGCAUCGCCAGGGGCCUCGCGCGCAGCGGCAGAGCAACAGAUCCAGCACCUGCAGGCGCGCAUUCAAGAGCUGCUGCGCGAGAAUACGGCUCUCCAGCAGCGAGCAGGCGGCUCCUGUGCACCUCCCCUGGUGCCUGUACCAGCAACGCCACUAUCACCGCCCAUCGCAACAGCCGUGCCUGUCGCUUCGGCGGUGCAAGUGCCAGCGCCGGCCACAGUGCAGACUCCUGACACCAUCGCCCUGACAGCUCUGCAACAACAAGUGGCUCACCUUCAGGCACGUGUCCAAGAGCUCCUACGUGAGAACCUGGACAUACAGCGGCGCAGUCCAUCCCCGCCUCCCGCCUCAGGCGAUGCUGCGGCCCUUGCUGCUGCCAGGCGCCAGAACGAGGAGCUCCAGGCGCGCGUGGAGGAGCUGCGCCGUGAGAACCAAGAACUCCAGCGGCGCAGCCAAUUCCCAGAAGCCUCCAGUCUUGGUGAUGGAGCGGCUUUGGCUGCGGCAAGAAGGCAGAACGACGAGCUGCAGGUGCGGAUGCAAGAGCUCUUACGUGAAAAUCUAGAGCUCCAGCGGCGCGGUACUCCGCCACCUCCCGUGGGUGAUGAUCAGGAAUUGGCGGCAGCCAGAAGUGAGAACGAAGAGCUGCAGGCACGCGUGCAAGAGCUUCAGCGUGAAAAUGCCGAGCUCCACCGCCGCAGCCAAGCCCCACCUCCGCCUGUCCCAGAUGAUUUUGGGGCUUUCGACCGCGUCCUGGGUGCUGCAAAACGGCAGAACGAGGAGCUGGAGGUGCGGGUGCAGGAGCUCCUCCGCGAGAACCUGCAGCUGCAACGUCGUAGCCCGUCUCCACCCCCUGACGAGAGAGGUGAGGCAGCCAUGCAGGCGAUGAGGCGUCAGAAUGAGGAGCUCCAGGCGCGGGUUCAAGGAGUCCUUCGUGAGAAUCUGGAACUUCAGCGGCGCAGUCCCUCUCCUCCCGGCGCACCCGUCGCCCCAGCAGGUGACGAUGCUCUGGCCGCAUCCAGGCGGCAAAACGAAGAGCUCCAGGUACGCUGCUUGGAUCUGAUUCAAGAGAAUGACACCUUGCGUCAACGGCUCGCGGAUCGUGCAGGCCGCAGCCCCUCGCCUGGCCGCAGUGAACAUUCGCCUCCUCAUCCUCCACGGCGUCCUGCAGCUGAGGCACUUCGAAUGGAGCUGAAGCGGCGGGAGCUGAGCCUAGUGAAGUUGUUGGCGGACUUGGACCCGCAGAUGCAUGGCAAAGUUUCCUUUGAAGCCUUCCGUCUUGCAUGUGGUCGGCAUCGCUUGGCGUUGCAGGCAGAAGACUUUGCCAAGCUGGCUGGCGUGCUGAAUCUGGACAAGCGCGGCUUCUUUGCCAAGGAGGAUCUCUUGAGGGCGCUGCGUCACGCAGAGGAGGCUCGAGGCGCUUCAGCCAACGCAGCCAGUCCAGUACCAGCAGCUCCGCGCGGUCGCACGAAGGCUCCUGAUGGCAUCGCGCAUCAGGGGCGUGGCAGAUCCCACGAGGCUCGCCAGUUGGAGGGUGCUGUGGAGGCCAAGCAUCGCCGCCAGCUGGAGCACUUAGAGUUUGGCACUGAGGGGAUCGACUGGCACACCUUGAACCCGCCAGGCAUCAUGAGCAUGUUUGUGGUUCCAGUGAUUGGGGCUGUCAGCGACCGACAUGGUAGACUGUUCCUCCUCAUCAACUUGGUGAGCCAGGAUGUCAUUGCCCUCAGGUUUCUCGCGUUUGCCUGCGGUAGCUUCUCCAACGCCUUCUUCCCCACGUUCCACGCAAUACUCGGGGAUUUGGGCGGAAAUCGGAGCGUAUCGUUUACAGUGAAAAUCAUUUUUGCAAACGCUGGCCAGUUAACAGGAUGGAUUGUCGGUGUUGUCGUCUUACGACAAGAGUUCGUGGACUACAACUUAGUGUGGGCCUCCUUGUUGACACUCUUCACCUUAGGCUCUGUAGUUGCUAGUCGUAUACCCGAGACUCGCCCUGUGGGACCGGGUCACUCAACUUCCACAUCUUCGACGCCGAACGUGUUCGCCGCAUUGUACUUCGCGAUACACAGCCCAUUUUUGUUCCGGUGGUGCAUUGCAAAGUUCCUGGCGCUGUUUGGGUUGUCAGUGAUGUCACUGCUGAAGAGCUUUGUGCUGUCGGCCUACGACUGGCGGCAGGGUACGCUAGAAGCUGCAAUGGGAGUGUUCUUCAUCAUCAGCGCCGCGUCAACCCUGGCAGGUCCAUGGUUUGUGGACCGUUAUUCUGUAGAGACGGUUGUGGAACGCUGCACGCUCAUGGGGGCAGUAUCCCUUUCGAUGCUUCUCUUUGCACCUGUGGGGUCGUUCUUCUGUGCGUGCGCAGCCUUCAUCCAGGCGGCGGGAGCUUGCACCAUCGCAGCCUCCUCGACAUUGUUGGCCGAACGCUUCACCGAGGACCAGGGCAAAGCCCAGUCGGUUGUCGUUGCCAUCGCAGGUGGGGCCUCCAACCUAGGAAGCCUCCUUUACUCCUGGCUUUAUGAUGCAAAGGCAGAGGGCAUGGCACAAGCCUUGCCUUUUGCUGUUGCCAUGGCCGUGGGCUGGGCUGCCUACUUCACACUGCUGUCUGCCCUCGCGAACUCGCCACCGCUGCCUAGGCAGAGCAACCCAGAGGAGGUUUGUUUGCAGCCUGACGAUGCAAAGGGCGUUGUCAUGGGUAGGCGCCACAGUUUCGACUUAGAGGAAGGUGGCUUACUGUGA
This is a messenger RNA of Symbiodinium pilosum, 4851 nucleotides long. The record is from the annotation of a GenBank genome assembly. NCBI's taxonomy places the organism in Eukaryota, Dinophyceae, Suessiales, Symbiodiniaceae.